ACCCGAGCCAGCAUGACAGUCCCUCCUUGCAAUUCCGCCCCCAUACUAUUCAUCCGGAAGAAAGACGGCGGGCACCGAAUGUGCACUGACUACAGAGCACUGAACAGGGUCACUAUCAAGUCGCGUUACCCUAUUCCGCGCGCCGAUGAACUGAUCGACCAACUUCGCAAAGCUCUCUUCUUCUCGAAAAUAGAUUUACGAGGGGGUUACCAUCAAAUUCGCGUAGUCGCAACUGACAGUCACAAGACUGCGUUUCGUACUAGGUACGGGAGUUUCGAGUAUGUAGUUAUGCCUUUCGGUCUAACGAUCGCCUUGACAACUUUUCAGAUGACCAUGAACCAGUUCUUCAGUUCGCUCGUAGAUAAGUUUGUUAUAGUUUACUUAGACGAUAUACUGAUCCACAGUGAGACCCGGGAGCAGCAAUUAAAGGACCUCGAAGCAGUUUUCACACUACUGCAGGAACAUCGGGUGCUCAUGAAGGGGUCUAAGUGCGAGUCUUUAAAGGGCCGCUUAGAAUUUAUGGGACACGUUAUUUCCCCCAAGGACGUUGAAGUGCACCCGCGCAAAAUCGAAACAGUGCAAGCUUGGCUACCGCCAAAGAACAUGCAGGAGCUGCAAAACUUUUUAGGGUUAGGAGAUUUAUCCCGAAUAUGGCGGGGAGCAAGCUGCCUUCUCUGCGCUAAAUUUUUUUAUGUCCUUGCCCUUGUCCUUCGCAUCGCCGAUCAUUACUGUCCAUUCGAAAUAAGCACAGACCCCGACGACAUAGCCAUCGGAGCAAUAAUGUUACAGGACUUCGGCAAAGGCCUACAGCCCAUCGCGUACGAGUCACGAAAGCUGCAUCCCCUCGAGCAAAACUAUCCGAUACACGACAAGGAAAUGCUAGCGAUUGUGCACGCUUUCAAAGUGUGGCGAUGUUACCUGACGGGUGCGGACGUGACAGUACGGACAGACCACCGAACCCUACAUUACAUUCGCGCACAGCCCCUACUCAACCCACGACAGAUUCGGUGGUUGGAUUUCAUGGAGUCCAACUUUCAUUACAUAGUCACCUAUAAGAAAAAGGCAUCACAUAUUGCAAACCCCCUUUCUCGCCCAUCCCCCCAACUCAACUCCAUAACCCUCGCCCAGAAUUUGCCGCUAUUAACAGGCCAUUUACUAACGGCAGCAAGCACCACUUUCCCAUAUGCAUGCUUGCACUCCACUCCACUACUUCCCAGCAAUGCGUUGUACAGUAAUCCGUUACAGUAUCUAGAUCUGCAUCUCCUCCGGUCGCAUCGCAACAUGGAUCGAGUAAGGCUAAGCGCGAAGCGGCUGCUCCUACUAUCCGUCCUGCUCCCUGCGCUCUUCCUCUCCUACUCCGUCUUCUCGCCGUCCCCAGUCAUCGAGACAAACGCAGAUCCCCAGAAAGUGGUGUCCCCGGGUUCGCGGAAGCUUCACAUCGCAUCGGACGACGAGGAUUCGUCGGAGGGUAUAGCCGACAUCGUGAAAUCCGCAAGAAAGCAAGAUUCCGCUGUUAUUCUGACAGAGGUCGAGGCGAAUUCGAGCGAGGAUUCCGAAAAAGACGCUGGAGAGAAGGCGCCGGCGAAAGGCGAGAGCAAGGCGGAAGCUUUGGAGAAGAAAGUCGAUUCCGCCGGGGAGAGCGACCAGGGCGGCUCGAAAAAGGGUCAAACGGAUUCGUCUGGAGAUGCGAGGAGCGAGAAUUCAGCUGCAGCGAAGGCAGACGCUGGCAAGGGUGACGCGACUGCAAAGACAGUGUCUGUGCCGGAAAGCGUGUAUCUCCUACGACCUAAAGUUUCAGACUGGGAUGCGAAGCGGGCAGCGCACAUAGCGUCGAACCCGGGGUGCAACCGGACCUCGCAGGGCAAGCCGCGCGUGAUGAUGGUGACAGGGUCCAACAGCAAGCCGUGCGGCGAGCACGGGGAGAGCGACUUCCUUCUCCUCAAGUUCCUCAAGAACAAGCAGGACUAUGCGCGAAUGCACAACCUCCCCAUCUUCUACGGGCUGGGCGCCAUGAACCAGCACUUCCCGUCCUUCUGGGUGAAGAUCCCGCUGCUUCGCAUGCUCAUGCUCAAGUACCCGGAGGUCGAGUGGUUCUUCUGGGUGGACUCGGACGCCAUGAUCACAGACAUGGCAUUCGAGUACCCCAUACAUGAGUACUCGUCCUACACCAUGGUCCUAUCCGGCUUCCCAGAUACGCUCUUCAAGCAGAGGGACUGGGUGGCGAUCAACACUGGCAUAUUCUUCAUCAGAAACUGCCAGGACGGGUUGGACUUCUUGGACGACUGGUCAACGUUCGGCAGCAGUGAGGCAGUGCGCUCGCAGUGGGGCACCGUGGCCAGCCAGACACUCAAUGGCCGCGCCGAUUGGCCAGUGGAUGAUCAGACGGCUCUGGUACUGCUGCUGCUGGGAGAGGGGGAGACCCCUGAGAGCAAGACGAAGGGCGUGACACCUCGCAAGGACAAGUGGCUCCCGCGCAUCUCGAUCGACUGGCGGACAACCCUGCAUGGCUACUGGGUGUCCUUCAUUGACAAGUUGGAGGAGAUUCAGAGCAAGCAGCACAACGGGCAGGGCAACUGGGAGUGGCCGUUCACAGUGCAUUUCGUGGGCUGCAAGCUGUGCACGCGCGAGUCAGCGGAUUACGACCCUACCGUGUGCAACAAGGGCAUCCACCGGGCCUUCGCGUUUGCUGAGAAUCAAGUGCUCACUGAGUUUGGGUUGCACCAUGCUAACUUGAGUGAGUCAGCUAUCUCGCUGAUUCAAGGAGAGUGACCGUUCAAUUACAACACAUGCUGCUCAAUUGAAACACACGCCAAGGCGUUCUCGGCUUGUAUCAAGUGUAUCUUCAUUCAAAAGUGGCUGCAAGGAAAUUGAUUGAAGGGGACAUUGUAAGGCCCUGCCAUAAGGGUU
Molecule: messenger RNA, 2907 nt
Organism: Closterium sp. NIES-67
Lineage: Eukaryota; Viridiplantae; Streptophyta; Zygnematophyceae; Desmidiales; Closteriaceae
Source: the annotation of a GenBank genome assembly